GGGAACUGAGCGCGAGGCACAUUAUCGAGACCGGUCCUCCAGAGAUGUGAGGGGAAGUUUCAACACUUGAUUCGUGGUUCGGCCAAAAAUAAAUAACGCAGAGGACGCAGAGGAAACUAAAACUAAAACUGAACAUAAACACGUCUGGAUUAUAUUUCAGCAAGCUGAAUCCAUCCGGUCCACUAAUGAGCAGCAGCCGAUGAACUUGAUGAGGUCCAGUCAGCUGAUGAAAGAGGAGUGACCACUUCACCCUCCUCUUGUUGCACUCCAUCUAGGGGCCAGUGAGGCUGAAGACUGCCUUCAGCCCGCCUCAUUUUGCCACCAUUUCAUCUCUGAGUUGGUCCCCCAGAAGUGUUUCAAAACUGUUUCUCCAACGCUUUUUCCAGAAACUUAGACUGUUUUCCAAAGCAGAAGCAGCACAGCCCUCCCAGACUGAGGUGAUGGGAAGCGUGCGAGCCAGCCGCUACAGCAUUGUGUCAUCAGAGGAGGACGGCAUGAAGCUUGCCACUAUGGCAGUACCCAACGGCUACGGGAACAGUAAAGGCAAGGUGCACACGAGGCACCAGCCGCAAAGCAGAUUUGUAAAGAAAGACGGUCACUGCAACGUGCAGUUCAUCAAUGUGAGCGAGAAAGGUCAGCGGUACUUGGCUGACAUCUUCACGACAUGCGUGGACAUCCGCUGGAGAUGGAUGUUCAUCAUCUUCUGCCUCGCCUUUCUCCUGUCCUGGCUGUUCUUCGGCUGCGUCUUCUGGCUGGUGGCCAUCUUCCACGGGGAUUUAGAAACCGGCGGCCAGAAGUGCGUCUCCAAUGUGAGCAGCUUCACCGCUGCCUUCCUGUUCUCCAUUGAGACUCAAACUACUAUUGGCUACGGCUACAGAUAUGUGACAGAUGAGUGCCCUGUCGCUGUCUUCAUGGUGGUUUUCCAAAGCAUCGUAGGCUGCAUUAUUGACGCCUUUAUCAUUGGCGCCGUCAUGGCAAAGAUGGCAAAGCCCAAGAAGAGGAAUGAAACUUUGGUUUUUAGCCACAAUGCCACGGUGGCCAUGAGGGAUAACAAGCUCUGCCUGAUGUGGCGUGUGGGCAACUUAAGAAAGAGCCACCUGGUCGAGGCGCAUGUGCGGGCGCAACUUUUGAAAUCCCGGACGACAGCAGAGGGGGAGUACAUCCCCCUCGAUCAGAUGGACAUAGACGUGGGCUUCGACAGCGGAGUCGACCGCAUCUUCCUGGUCUCCCCCAUAACCAUUGUCCACGAGAUCGACGAGGACAGCCCCUUCUACGAUAUGAGCAAACAAGACCUGGAGAACUCAGAAUUUGAAAUCGUGGUCAUCCUGGAGGGCAUGGUCGAGGCGACUGCCAUGACCACGCAAUGCCGCAGCUCCUACGUCGCCGGCGAGAUCCUCUGGGGCCACCGGUUCGAGCCCGUUCUCUUCGAGGAGAAGAACUACUACAAGGUGGACUAUUCUCGCUUCCAUAAGACAUACGAGGUGCCGAGCACCCCGCUUUGCAGUGCCAGGGACCUCGCAGAGAAAAAAUACAUUCUCUCAAACUCCAACUCCUUCUGCUACGAAAACGAGAUGGCGCUGGAGAACAAAGAGGACACAGACGAGGGAAACGGGGGCAGCGUUGGGCCCGACGGCACCCAGACGGACAACAUCUCAGAGACUGAACACAGCCAAGCCACGGUGCCGCUCGAGCCCCGGCCUCUGAGACGAGAAUCAGAAAUAUGACUGUUCAGACCUCAGACCUCACGCGAGAGAUUUUCUAAAAUCACCUCUCUGCUCCAAAAGGCGCAUCGAGCCGAGCUGGGCCUUGGGUAGAGGACAAGCCGAACGGUACUGCUGUGGGAAGCGACAAAGUUUAGGACUUUGUAUGUAGGAGUCUGAACUUUGACUACAUACAGUAUGACAAAACACAGCACUAUGAACCAUGUGCAUAUUGCAGGAAGAAUUCUCCAUGAAGUCCCCAUGAAUGUGUGCUUUGGUGACUGCAAGAUGACAGAGAGGUUGUUGAGAUGACUUGAAAAUCGCAGGCAUGUCUCAGUUUCUCUGGCCGGCAUGAACAAGGCGCUUUCAGAAAGAUGUUUUAUACUUAGAAUAUGUUCUCAAGUGCUGCUAGAAAAUAGUGGAGGUUAAACUUUGUGCUUUCUCAUAGAACCAAAGAGGACACUAAAGGUAGAUGUCUGGAACAAAGGUACAAGUAGAGUAUUUGUUCACGAGCUGGUCUCAUAGCAGACGUCACAGUCAGUUUAGGGUUUUCCUCUGGACUUGACAGCACUGAUUUUCUGAUCUUCUGCUUCACCCUCUGCAGUUAUUGACCUGAGAGACUGUUCAUUGCUGGUCAGACUGAUAGAAACAUGCCUGCUCACGUCAAGAGAUAGAGCAGGGUAGUAUUAACGGCAUCAAACUGACAGAAAAAUCAUUAAUUUAAACAGAGACCGGGGUAAUAUGAGAAUCUGAAUGUUCUUAAAAGUGCUGCUAUGAUGUUGCUUCUUUUUUUUUCUUUUGUUUUUUUUUACGGUUGAUAAAAAAUGCCAAAGAGUAUUACUAUCAUAGAUAUGUUUCUUAAAAACAACACCUGGUUAGAUUUGGUACAGAGAAGUAGAACGUUUAGGAAGUUUUAAUAAGGUUUGUUUUUCAAGAAUGUGUGUACAGUUUUAUCUUUUUUUUUUUUUUUUUUUUUUUUUUUUUUUUUUUUUUUUUUUUUCCGAUCAUCCUUCAUCUUGAGCCACUUCAUCAAGCCUUAAUCUGGAAAGUUGAAAAAGGAGGAAAGUGAAGAUG
Molecule: messenger RNA, 2774 nt
Organism: Larimichthys crocea (large yellow croaker)
Lineage: Eukaryota; Metazoa; Chordata; Actinopteri; Sciaenidae
Gene: kcnj2a
Product: potassium inwardly rectifying channel subfamily J member 2a
Exons: 2
Coding region: 441-1724 (427 amino acids)
Biological process (GO): potassium ion import across plasma membrane; regulation of monoatomic ion transmembrane transport
Cellular component (GO): plasma membrane
Molecular function (GO): inward rectifier potassium channel activity
Source: RefSeq, a predicted model, not a curated record